GAAUAUCACCAAAUACAAUUCCAAAAGCUUCCUGUUUCACGUCUCCAUCUCAAAAAUUCAUCAAUGGAACUCAAGAAAUUCCUGUCAAUUCCCAUUCUAUGUGUGUUAAGUUUUGUGGGUUUUCUUUACUAUUUCACAAUUUUCAUUUUCUUGGAUGAUUUGUUGAGUUUACAGAGCUCAGAUGGCAAAUUUCACUCUUUUUUCUUCACUUUCAUGGCUUGUUUGUGUGUAUUCAGUUUCUUUGUUUGUGUUCUCAAAGACCCAGGUGGGGUUCCUUUUUCAUAUCUUCCUGAUGUUGAAGAUCAUGAAGCUUCAGAUCAAGAAUCCAAAAGAUCUGGUUUGCUUAAGAAGAAAUGUGACAAGUGUUCGGAAUACAAGCCUCCCAGGGCUCAUCAUUGCCGUGUUUGCAGAAGGUGUAUUCUGAGGAUGGAUCAUCAUUGUGCCUGGAUAAACAAUUGUGUUGGUCAUAGGAACUACAAGGCUUUUGUAGCUUUAAUCUUCUAUACAACUAUUACUACAAUCUAUUCCUUGGUUAUAUUGGUAAGAGAUGCACUUCAUAAGGAUUGGAAUUUCGAUGGAGUGAUGCAUCUCAAGCUAUUUUACAUUGCAACUGGUGUUGUACUUAUUGGCGUAAGUGUGACACUUGGAACUCUCCUGGGCUGGCAUAUCUACCUUACAAUUCGUAAUAUGACAACUAUAGAGUACUACGAGGGAAAACGAGCAGCAUGGCUGGCAAGUAAAUCUGGGAUGAAUUAUCAUCACCCUUAUGACGUUGGUGCUUAUAAAAAUAUAAGUCUGGUGUUGGGUCCGAAUAUGUUAAAAUGGUUAUGCCCCACCGCGGUGUCCCAUAUAAAAGACGGAUUCAGCUUCCCUACUUCACGUGAAUACUCAUAACAUAAUCUCCAUCAGUAAAAGUUUCAGCAGCAAGUGUAAAUCUUGGUCCAAGAUCGUUGCUUCAGAAUGAAGGCAGCUAACAACAGCGAUGCAGAUAUCAUUCUAUAACUUCAAGACUAUUUGCAGUGCCUCCGACACAUUAUAAUCAGCUCGGAGAUUUUCCAAUGGCAUAUCCGUCAACUACUGCAUCAUUCAAAAUUCUCAGUAUACGUUUGUCUGUUACUGUUAAAGGAACACGCAAGAAGCGAGAUUGUUGUACAGGAAUUAUGAUCAUAUUGUUAGUAUGUUGUUUAUACUUCCAUCACUUGUAUUCUUUUGGCUUGGAACUACCCUGUGUAAUAUGUUGAAAGAAUUGAAGGGUAAGGAAAGGAAUUGAUGUUGCAGCAGAAAGUGUUUUUUUAGUA
Molecule: messenger RNA, 1298 nt
Organism: Solanum dulcamara
Lineage: Eukaryota; Viridiplantae; Streptophyta; Magnoliopsida; Solanales; Solanaceae
Product: probable protein S-acyltransferase 15
Exons: 7
Coding region: 64-894 (276 amino acids)
Molecular function (GO): palmitoyltransferase activity
Source: RefSeq, a predicted model, not a curated record